Molecule: messenger RNA, 1464 nt
Organism: Chondrus crispus (carragheen)
Lineage: Eukaryota; Rhodophyta; Florideophyceae; Gigartinales; Gigartinaceae
Exons: 1
Coding region: 1-1464 (487 amino acids)
Biological process (GO): 'de novo' cotranslational protein folding; protein transport; protein unfolding
Molecular function (GO): protein folding chaperone; peptidyl-prolyl cis-trans isomerase activity; ribosome binding
Source: RefSeq, a predicted model, not a curated record
AUGGCACCUCUCGGCUUUGUUGGCGCACCAGCCUCUUCCUUUCUCGGCCGCGAGCUCUCAACGAGAGCGAAAUGCUCAUCUAGACCUGCACAUGCGAGGCGUCUGCGAAUGGGUCUCCAGGUAAAGACGGCACCUCUUCCCAACAGCCAGGUUAGCAUUGAGAUUUCCGUCGGCAAAGAGGAAUGCUCUGCCGCUUGGGACUCUGUUGUCCGUGACGUCACGAAGAAGGCGACAAUCGAUGGAUUCCGCAAGGGGACCGCCCCGAAACAAAUCGUUAUUAACCAAGUUGGAAAGGAAAGAAUCAAGGCCGGCGCCUGCGAGGCAGUGAUUGAGAAGUCCAUUCAGAAGGCGCUUAAGGAUUCUGGCCUUCAAGCAAUCGGGCAGGCCGAGGUCGAUGGCGGUGUCGAAACCGUUAUUUCUAAUUAUGACCCGAAGAGCCCACUCAACUUCAAGAUCAAGAUUGAUGUGUGGCCGGAAGCGAAGUUCACGGAGUCCUAUGACAAUAUGGCGGUCGAGGCAGAGGAAGCUCCAUUUGAAGAGGCCCUCAUCGACAAGGCGCUGGAGGACAUGAGGAAGAAGCAAGCCUUUUCCGUGCUUGCCCCAGAAGGGACUACUGCGAGUCUAGGCCAAAUUCUGGCAGCGGAUAUGGUAGGAUACUACAAAAAAGAUGAUGGCACGAGAGGGGAUAAGCUACCGGAAAUUGCCGACGGCAAGUCUAUUGAGAUCAAUAUGACUGAAGGACAGUACAUGGCGGGCUUUGUGGAAGGCCUCAUUGGUAUUGCUGUCGGAGAAACGAGAGACGUGAAUGUUGCAUUCCCCGAAAACAAUCCUAGGCCAGAACUGGCUGGCCUCAAGGCUAUUUUUGAAGUGACUUGUCAUGCUGUCAAGGACAAUGUUCUUCCCGAAUUGAAUGAUGACUUUGCGCAACAAGUUAGUGAGGAGAAGACGCUUGAGGAAUUCAGGGACACAAUUCGCGCACGUCUUGGAGUCGAGACUGAAGCAGCGCAAGAAAAGAACAUCAAUGCUGGCAUCGAUAACAAGCUUGCAUCCAUUGUUGAAGUCGAUCUUCCUGAAUCUUUGGUCGAGAAUCAAGUCAAAAAUAAGUUUGCGAAUAUGCUUUCUUCAUUCAAAGACAACGGGAUGUCUGAUGACCAAGUCAAGGCAAUGGUUACAAAGGAAAAUUUCGAGUUGUACAAAAAGCGGGCAAAAGGAAAUGUCGAGAAAAAUCUGAAAGUUAACUUUGCUGUGAGCAAGAUUGCCAAGGAAAAGGACAUAAAGAUUGACGCAGAAGAAGUAGAAAACCAGAUUGCUCUGGUUCGUGCGGAAUUGAAGGGUCAAGAGAUGGAGGAGGAGAAGAUUCGCGAUCAAGUUGAGGCGCAAUUAGAACGGGACCUCGUGCUGAAGUACAUCAAGGAGACGGCCACAGUGACCCUGGUGAAAAAGGAAGAAGGGAAAAGUGAAUAA